Messenger RNA from Syngnathoides biaculeatus (alligator pipefish), 3554 nucleotides. RefSeq names its product SAM and SH3 domain containing 1b (gene sash1b). The record is from RefSeq and is a predicted model, not a curated record. The transcript has 17 exons. Gene Ontology annotation, molecular function: protein binding. Lineage: Eukaryota; Metazoa; Chordata; Actinopteri; Syngnathiformes; Syngnathidae. The coding region runs from base 610 to 3033 and encodes 807 amino acids.
ACUGAAGGCGCAAUCCACCAUCUUGGUACUCCCAAAACAAGCAUGCUGACCUGUACAGCGAUAAGUUUCGUGGCUGUGAGAAAACAUUCCACAGAUCAGUGGAUUUGAUUGAUUGCUCCGGGAAGGACUUGCAUUUCCCAGAAUGCUCUGCGGAUGUCGCCAAAGGCACUCUCGGCCGGCUCAAGAAAAGUCCCCUCACAAAAGCGGCACCGGCAUCAUUCCGGUCGUCCUCGCGGUGAGUGAACGCGGCGACGGGGGACGAGGAAAGUUCAUUUCGGAGACUAAACAGGACGCGUUGGAAAGAUGAAGAUACAUUUGGAAAAUCGGUUUGGUGAUAUUUUGCCGUGGGGGUAACCAGCGGCCAUGGUUAGGAUUUUUUUUUCCCACCCCAAACGUCUCCCGCCGACUGAGAAAAAAAAACAAAAAAAAAAGUUCAUGCCAAUGGACGCCGCUUAACUUCCGGAGCUCGAAGGCGACGCUUCUGGUUUGAGACGUCGCUGGAGUUCUCGUCGACUCCGUUUUAGAUGUUUUUCAGCUGGAUCUAAAGGACUUGAGUACACUUUCAAGUCUAAUGGUGGCCUAGGCGCACGUGCACCUGACACAGCCAGGAUGAGUCAAGGCCCCGACCUGGUGCUGGGCUGGCUCUCCCGGCUCCACCUGGCCCGGUACGUGGAAGCCUUCCUGGACAACGGCUACGACGACCUGGAGGUGUGCAAGCAGAUCGGCGGGGCCGACUUGGACGCCAUCGGGGUCCGCGUGGAGAACCACCGCCGACGGCUGCUGGCCGCCGUCCGACAGCUGAGGGACUCCGACUGCAGGAAGGCGCCGGGGUACUACUUCACCCUGGAACCGCAGCGGGAGGCGGAGAACCAGUGCGGGACCACCGAGGACCGGCUGGGGGCGGCGGCGGCGGCGGCGGCACCGCGGACCGGGGGAGGGACGCGCCGGCCGUCGUGUCCCGGAAACCACGACAACUUUGUCGCCUAUCCCAAACUCAAGCUCAAGGUUCUCAUACGGGGGAAACUGGCCAAAGACGACAUCGACCUCGGAGAUGCGCCGUACAGCCGCGAGGAUGGCUCGGUGGGGAGCCUUCACGAUCUGGCCCGGGAGUAUUCGCGCUAUUACGUCGCCUCCCUCAGCGACGUGUGCGAAAGGAUGGAAGAGCUGCGGCGCCGUCGACUGGCGCAGGAAGCGAGUGUGAUGGGAACGCCGGACUCAGCGGCCGCAUCGCUGCAAGUGCGCUCUCAGAUUCAGGAAUCUCUGGGAAUGUGCAGCGCCACGUCCACGCCGGAGACCGACAGGAAGUUUCCCACGUACGAGUCCGGCCCUUCGGACGACGGGUCGGGAGCAGGGAAAUGGGACGGCAAGAGGAAGGGCAAAUCUUUCUGGAACAAUUUCAGAAAGACGCCCAAAGGAGUUGCCACGCGCCACCUUGCGAAAGGUGACUUGGUGGGCUUCGUGGCCAGUGAGAUCACCAUGAGCGAUGAAGAGCGAAUCCAACUGAUGAUGAUGGUCAAGGAAAACAUGAUCUCCAUCGAGGAAGCCUUGGCCCGGUUGAAGGAGUUUGAGAUGCAGAAGAAGUCCAAAUCGGAACCGUCCGAGCGCACGGACGUUUUUCCUUCCCCCGACGAGUCUUUGAACGACAGCCUGUGCGAGUUGUCCGAAACGGAACAAGAAGAUUGGCUGACGUUCAGGAGACUUCACAAGCUGGUAAACUCCACGCGCAAGGCCAAGAACAAACUCAUCAGGAUCGACCAGACCAGGACCAGCGCGGAAGAGCACAACGUUUGUCCCGUGGACUCGCUGGCGUCGGCCCAGGACGAGGACACAGUCGCCACGUCCCGCUCCUCCGGCAAUCUGGAGACCGCCGAGGCCCCCGCGGGAUCCCACUGCGACGCCUCCCCGGACGGGGGCGCGGCCAACGCGGGACGGGCGACCAACGCUCCCACUGAUCAUCGGUGCCGCCGGGGCGACGAGGCUACGAUGGCUCGAUCCGUGACGGACGGCGGACUACGACGUCGCCUCCUCAGCCAGCAUGCGAGAGCCUGCAGUUUUGGAGGAUUUGACCUCACCGACCGCUCGGUGCCUGCAGCCCAGCACACUGCCGAAGACGAAGGCGGUGCCAGGUCCCCUCAGAUCUCUCGCAUCUCCCUCAGCAAGAAAGUCAAGUCCGUGAGGGAGACCAUGAGGAAGCACAUCGCCAAGAGAUACCAACCGUCUCCAUCCGAUCAGUCAAGUCCGGAGCGCUUUUCCAGCUGCCCUCAGUCCCCGGAGAAAGCCCCGCUGAAACCCGGAGGGUCCGUGGAGAGCCUCAGGAGUUCCCUCAGCGGACAGAGUUCCAUGAGCGGCCACACGGUGGGCACCACCGACUCGUCCAACAGCAACCGAGAGAGCGUGAAGUCGGAGGACGGCGAGGAGGACGAGCCGCCGUACCGCGGACCCUUCUGCGGACGCGCCCUCGUCCACACGGACUUCACACCCAGCCCCUACGACACGGACUCCCUCAAACUUAAGAGCGGCGACGUGAUCGACGUGAUCAGCAAGCCCCCGAUGGGCACGUGGAUGGGCAUGCUGAGGGGCAAAGUGGGCACCUUCAAAUUCGUCUACGUGGACGUCCUCAACCCGGAGCGGGCCGAGCCCAAGAAGAGCGAGCGCCGGCGCGGGAAGGCCCCGCGGCCCAAACCGCGGUCGGUGGACGAGCUUCUGGAGCGCGUCGACCUCAAGGAGCACCUCCCGGCCUUCCUGUUCAACGGCUACGACGACCUGGACACCUUCCGGCUGCUGGAGGAGGAGGACCUGGACCAGCUCCGCAUCACGGACGCCCGGCACAGAGCCGUGCUGCUCGCCGCCGUCCAGCUGCUGCACGACUACGACGGAGGCAGCGGCGAUCCGGACCCCAGCAGCUUCCCCGAGGAGAACGCCGCCGUGACGGGCCCCCUCGUCCCGGCGGGAGACUCCCCGAGAGACUCCGGCUGCUACGAGGGCAGCGAGCCCCCGGACAACGGCGGCGACCGCACCUUGACCCCGCUAUGAACUUUUGCCCGUUCCUCCUUCACGUGGACUUGUCGUUCGUUCACAGCAGGUCAGCUCACACAUACAAAAAUGGGCGGCCUGGGGGGGGAAUGACGUGAAUGUAAAAAAGAAAAAAAAAAAAAAACAAUGUACAGUUUGGUGGUCAUAUUUUUCAGGCUGUAGUGUAACCUUGCUCACCGUUUUUAUCAUGUGCCUCCAACUGAAAGUAUGACUUGAUCUGAUUUUUUUUUUUUUAGGGACCGUGCGUGCGUGCGUGUGUGUGUGUGUGUGAGGAAUAUAAAAAUAAUAACACACUGAACUGCUUUGCUUCUUUCUUCACUACAAGGCAAGUGAUAUAUGUAAACUUUGUUAUUGCCGUUACCCGUGAAAUUUAAAAUGUAUUAUUUAACAAAAAAAAAACUACAAGGAUAGUCAAGCUUAUGAUUUAUCCUCACAAGGGUCACGGGGAGUGCUGGAGCCUAUCCCAGCUGGCAGGAGGCGGGGCACGUAGAGACAAACAGCCGCACUGGCAAUCACACCUA